GGUUGACCAAAAUAAAAUUAAAAAGGUUCUCUUGAAAAUAUUCGAGGGAUUGGGUCUUGUUUGGUGUAGCGGUGGCUGGUGGCUACGCUUUUUAAUCCUUUUAUAUUAUUUAUUUAUUAUUUAUCUCCAUUUCCUAAAUCUAAUUCUAUUUCGCAUAAUUCGACUCUUCUUCUUCUUCUUCUUCUCCGAAUCUUCAAUCUUCGAUUACUUUGGCUCCACGUAUUUCGCAUUUUAACAGGUUCGAGUUGAACAAUCAAGCCAAGACAUGGACGACUGUUGUGCUGUUUGCGCCGAGCCAUUGGAAUGGGUUGCUUACGGACCUUGUUUGCACCGUGAGGUUUGUUCCACCUGCGUCGCUCGACUCCGUUUCAUUUGCGAUGAUCGCCGUUGCUGCAUCUGUAAGACCGAAUGCAACCUUAUUUUUGUUACCAAGGCUCUAGGAGAUUAUACAAGGGUGAUUAGUGACUUUUUAUCCCUGCCAUCCGAGGUAAGGGAGGGCAAGGUUGGAUCAUAUUGGUACCAUGAGGAUACAAACACAUUUUUCGAUGAUGUGGACCACUACAAGAUGAUCAAGGCUAUGUGCAGGCUUUCAUGCAGUGAAUGUGACAAGACAGAGGAGCAACAAAAUGAUGGUUCAAGACGACGGGCAAGGUUUAGGAAUAUAGGGCAGCUGAAGGGUCACUUAUUCCACCGUCAUAAGUUGCAUAUGUGCAGUUUGUGUUUGGAAGGAAGGAAGGUAUUUAUAUGUGAGCAAAAGCUAUAUACUAGAGCACAGUUGAAUCAACACAUAAACACAGGUGAUUCCGAGGUGGACGGAAGUGAGAGUGAGAGAGGUGGUUUUAUGGGGCAUCCUAUGUGUGAAUUUUGUAGAAGUCCGUUUUAUGGGGACAAUGAACUGUACACACACAUGUCCACGGAACAUUAUACUUGUCAUAUAUGCCAAAGGCAGCAUCCUGGACAGUAUGAAUACUAUAAGAAUUAUGAUGACCUAGAGAUCCACUUCCGACAACAGCAUUUCUUAUGUGAAGAUGAGGCUUGCCUUGCCAAGAAAUUUAUUGUUUUUCAAUCUGAGUCAGAGAUGAAGAGGCAUAAUGCUAUGGAACAUGGAGGGCGAAUGUCACGGUCAAAGCGAAAUGCUGCUCUUCAGAUACCAACUAGCUUUCGAUACAGACACAAUAAUGAACAGGAUCAACGCCGGGGAAGAGGCCGUACAUUUCGUCGUGAUCUUUCUGAAAAUCAACUUUCCAUGGCCAUUGAAGCCAGUUUGGAGACUGCUAAUGCUGAGCAAACAUAUCGUGAGCCAACUUCAAGUAAUGGACAAAUUGCUGAUGAUGAUGGGGAUGCAGAUAUUGAUUCCAUCAUUCAUCCGUUUGAAUCAUUAGCUACUGCAGGUUCUGAAGCAACUUCAAGAUACCUUCAGGCCUUGGGUAACUCUAGAAGUGGACCUCUGGCAGAUUCUUCCUUUCCUCCACUUCCCAUAAAUUCCAGCAAUGGCCAGCAAAGGUCCAAACAUGAGUUUGAAGGUUCAUCCAGCAACAACACCAUGGCAGCACGUUUGCGUCGGCACGGCAACAGAAAUAUAUCUGUUAUUAAUUCUGGAAAUGCCUGGUCUGUAGCAGGGCGUGGACCUGUACAAUCAUCUAGUAAUCCUUCAAAAUCUAAAAAGUCAACAACUCUUGCUCUAGGAGGAUCUCAAAAUUCUGGCCAGAUGAAGACAGUAAUUAACAGUGGACUUCCAACAUCAAGUUACGCUAACUCUAUUCAAGCUGCACAUAGAACUGCUCCCGGACAAUUACCUGCUGGUUCAUCAAGGGACACACGUGACAAUGGUAGAAUCGCUCACUCUGCAUCGGCUCCAAACCUCAUUGAGAACAACCCUGGUGGAGUUUCAAUUUCUGAUUUUCCUCCAGUUUCUGCUGCACAAGUGAGCAAGUUACCUACGAGCAGCCAGCCUCCGUUGAAAGUGGAGAAUGUUCAGUCUGCCAACAAGUCGUUGGUCGACAAGAUUCGCAGUGCACUUGAUUUUGAUGAAGAUAGAUACUCUAUAUUUAAAGACAUAUCUGCUCAAUAUCGCCAAGGCACAGUAGAUACCAAUACAUAUUUGGACUAUGUGCAGCAGUUUGGCUUGUCUCAUCUUGUACUUGAGUUGGCAAGGUUAUGCCCGGAUCCUCGGAAGCAGAAAGAACUUGUGGAGUCUUACAAUGCUGGUUUGAAAGGAAAUGCUUUUCAAGAGAAUGACAGGGUUUUUGGCAGCACUAGCACUCAUUGUAAGGACAAUAAUGUCGAUAAGAAAGGUAAAGGUAAGUAUUUAGAAGUUAGGCGGAGUAACUCCACUGAGAGAUUAGCAGAUAGCUUUUUAAGCACUGUACAUCAACUACAGUCAAGUUACAGACCUUCAGAAGAGAACUUGGAGGUGCUAUCAAAGGGUGCUUAUCGCACUGACAAAGGUAAAUUAAAAACCGAGCGGCAGAUUGAUACAAAUUCUGGCAGUCAACAUAAGAUUAAGAUUGGUGGGCAGACUGAAACAUCAAAUGGCAGUUUAUCUAAUCAAAAUAAAGAGGACGGGGGUGGUGGGAACAAGCAACGCAAGAAAGCUUCCAAGUUCCUCAGAGUCCGACUUGGUGAUGGUUCUGCUUCAGCCCUGCUAGAUCUUGACAACUCACACACUGCGUCUGAUCAUGGAACAGCAAACAGUUUAGAUGGUAACAAUAAUGAUUCUGGAGGAGGGCUGCCUGUACGAGGUGUUUGGCGAAAGGGGGGAGUUCAAAAACUCUUCUCCUGAUUCCGAUUAACUGUGGGUUUGAAAGAAAAUCAAGCACAUUUGAGCUGGCUUGCAAAAACCAUAGUUAAACUUGGAUUACAAAACAUAAAGAAUUACAUUUUUGCUUAGGUGGUAAUGAUUUCUUGGAAUCCAAUUUGAGUUUGAUUUCAAGUAUAGCAAGCUGGGAUGGUAACUUUGUUGUCGUGUUGAAGACCGAAUUCCAUUGGCUGAAUGGGAUAAUUUUGUUUGAUUUGAGGGUAUAUUUUGUUUAAGGGUUCAAUAUGAAAGUGAGCGCCAUUUGUACUUGUUUUGUUGGUACUCAACUGGCGUUGUUUCUUAAAUUUGCAUUCACAAGUCUGAACCAUAGAACUCAGGUCGGCUGUUUUAUCUUUUAUGUGGUGUCUGGAUAUGAAUACGAGAAAGACCUGAAAAUGUUUAAAAAACGAACAUCGACAUCAAUAUAUAAUAAUGGAACACAUGCGUGGAAUUAUUGAAAUUAAAA
Molecule: messenger RNA, 3263 nt
Organism: Cicer arietinum (chickpea)
Lineage: Eukaryota; Viridiplantae; Streptophyta; Magnoliopsida; Fabales; Fabaceae
Biological process (GO): rescue of stalled cytosolic ribosome; protein ubiquitination
Molecular function (GO): ribosome binding; ubiquitin protein ligase activity
Source: RefSeq, a predicted model, not a curated record